GCCACUUAUCAGAGGAAGGCACCCCUGUACGAUUUCGGGCUAGUUCCUGCCCCUCCGGGUCUCCGGUCGCGGCUUCCCUCCAUCACCAUCACUUUGGGAAGGCACGGGCAGGUGAGUUCGGUUCAAUCAGCACCUCAGGAAAGAACAAGCCAUUUCCCAGCCAUGGCGUAUGGAUCUCGACUGCACUUGCCAGUUGCCCUUUUCACAGCCACCACCAAAACCAUAAAACCAUAUCUUGAGCCAGACGCCGCCAUCUUCUGUCUUCACCAAUCAACCCAGACGCCAUGUCUCCUGCCCCUCACAUGGCCUCGAGGCAGAUUCUAGGUGCAGCCUGGAUCCCGUUCAGCCUCACUUGAACUGUGCUUUUAACUCCCUCUAUCCCCUCAGAAGUAUGUCCAGAAGUUGAGCACCAAUGUCGACGCCCUCCCAACCUUCCUUCACAAGGCUGCUACCAUGGAGUCCCUCCCUCGCGCCGACAGUGUGCGUCUCCUAUGCCUCGACGGCGGUGGUAUCAAGGGAUACACCUCCUUGAUCAUCCUGAAGCGCAUACUGCGCACCGUCCAGGACCUAGGCGGCCUGACACAAGAACCCCGUGCCUGCGAAAUAUUUGAUCUCAUCACUGGCACCUCCACCGGCGGCCUGAUUGCCGUCAUGCUGGGAAAGAUGGGCAUGACCACCGAUGAGGCCAUACGCUGCUACGAGGUCAUGGGUAGCCAAGUCUUUGGCAAUGAGCCCUCAGGCGGCAAGUUUGGCCGCCUGAUGCGCGGCGUCGUUGGAUCUUCCUUUUACAAGAUUCAAAAUUUACAACAAGUGGUGCGAAAGACGCUCUCUGACAAAGAGAUGAAUGAGGAAUCAGACCUGCUUGAGGAGCCACAUCCCGCGUACUGCAGAAUGUAUAUCCUUCUUCCCCAUUCGCCACUCGUGACCAACUAUACUGACCCCUUAGAAUGCUUUGUGUCACUCGUCAAUCGAUUAGCAAAGCCGAUGUGCUUAGGAAUUACAUCGCCAACCACCCAACUCAGGAGAAUUACAAGUGCAAGGUCUGGGAAGCCGCUAGCGCCACUGCAGCCGCUCCAAUGUAUUUUGAUCACGUCAAAUUUCAGCAUGGGGGGGAGACCUGGUGCGAUGGGGGACUCCGCAGGAACAAUCCCAUCAAUGAGGCCCUGGCCGAAGUUGCUCGAGAGCGUCAGUGGAAAGACAAGGAGAUUGGUUGUGUGGUGAGCAUUGGGACAGGCGUCCCAAAACUCAGGGAGACGGCCAAAGAUCUACCUAGUUUCCUCAAAGGCUCCGUCUCCAUCAUGACUGAUGCUGAGGAGACUGCUGAAGUCUUUGCCCAGUCCUCUCACGGCUCCGAGUUGGCUCGAUCAAAUCGCUAUUUUCGGUUCAGUGUGCCUCAAGGGGUUUCAGACCUCCAUUUGGACGACUGGAAGUCGACCGAGAAGAUGAAAAGCUUGACCACCGAUUACCUACGCAAGUAUGGCAGCGGAAGGGAAAUUGAACGCUGUGCCACAUCCCUUUUUGACCCUGACAAGAACUGUACGUAGCCGGCAACCAUCCUUGAUUGGUAUGUCAACUAAGGCCAUCGCCAGUACAGGCUGAUGUCCACGCACUGCCUUCUAUCAUACCGCAUAAGACCUGCGUCUCUUUUAUCACCCGCUCCACGUACUUCACCGACCUGCAGAAUUUUUUUCGGAGCAAAGAUGCCACCCAUCAUGCCUUUGUUCUCUGGGGCCUUGGUGGUACUGGCAAAACUCAGAUUGCACUUCACUUCGCCCACUGGGUCAAGAAUCGUUAUUCCGUCUUCUGGGUCCGCGCAGACUCGUUCAAUAAUUUUGCUCACGAUUUUUCUGCCAUCCAGUCCCAUCUCACGGACGAUGCUCCAGACGCAGGAGUGGUGCGAGAUCAGAUGGAAGUCAUGCGCAAGGUGCGUGGGCAAUUGGAAUCUCAGGAUCUUCGCUGGAUCAUCGUUCUCGAUAACGCCGACGACUUUGAUGACUUCACUGGAGCCGAGUCAACCACCAGCAGCAUCGCAUCUUUUCUGCCUUCCACUGGCAGAUUUCUCAUUACCUCUCGAGACCCCAGAUUCCUUGGAGGUUUCGUCCCAGCGGAGAAUGGACGACGUGUACUACCCAUGGACGUAGGUGAAGCCGAACAACUACUCCUGAAAUGCAUUCCUCAGCACCUAUUACCAACCAAGACCAAUGACUCGGAAUAUGCUCGUGAACUAUUGACCGAGCUUGGAUAUCUCCCCUUGGCCAUUGCCCAGGCAGCCGCCAACAUUAGUGACCAACAACUCACCCUCCUCGAAUAUGUCAAAGCUUAUCGCAACAGGAGGGAGCGCCUGCAUUUGUUGGAGAAAGGUACUCGCGACCAUCAGUCAGCCGACCCCCGAAACAUGCUUCAAUCUGUCAAAGUGACCUGGGAUCUCUCCAUGCAAUAUUUGGAGGAAAAGCACCCUCUUUCUGCCCUCUGCCUCAACUAUCUGGGCUUUUGGCACUGGCAAGACAUCCCUACGGAGGUGCUGCGAAGACUGCCGGAAUUCCAGGACAUGGCACCUCUGCGUUUCAGGGGCGUCCUGAGGAAGCUGCUCCACCUAUCUUUGGUAGAGAUGACGAGCGAAGAAGGUGGUGAAUGGCCUCAGAUAUCAUUACACCCCCUCGUUCACAGUCGGAUAUCAGAACGGAUAGCGCCAAAGCUGGCAGAGACAUGCCUGGUGAACAGUGUGACUUUGCUUGCGCGGCUGUUUCCAAUCUACUCAAAUGGAUACACGGCAGUACAACUGGGGCUUUGUACAUUGUUGCAAUCGCAUAGCACGAUACAAGUCCAAUUCUGCGAGGAUUUUACAGUCAAAGCACCAUGUGUGGUGACGCUUGUGUUGGGAUUGGCAACGUACUUUAGACUGAUGGGUUUGACUCGAGAGUCGGUGCGACUGUCACGCAAGGCUUUCGAGGCGACGGAAGAGCUUCCGGGACCUCUCUCUAUUGAAAAACUCGAAGCUCGAGCUGGAUUGGUCCGAAGUCUAUCCGCCGACGCUGAGUACGCCUUGGCGGUGGAAGAAUGUGAGCAGGUUCUUGCCAUGCUGCCGAUGGCCGAUAUUGACAAGGCGUAUGCUCGACAGCUGGAAUUGGACAUCUAUGGACAUGCCAUGUCCGCCUAUUCUAGCACGGGACGAUUUGCAGAGACGGUAGAGUUUGCACGGUCGGUGCUGAAGCAUGCAGAAGAUUUUCCAACAGAAACCACUCGAGCAGCAACCCUCACAGCACGACAUGAUCUGUCUCACUACAUGCGAUCUGCGGGAGAUGUGGACGGAGCCAUCCAACUCAAUCAACAAGUGCUCGAAGAGAUGGCAGCCGUGAUAGCGGAAGACCCGGAGGAGAUUGCCCUGCAGGCACACAUGAGCGCCAUGACUUUACGAGGGCAUCUCUUGAGUAAGAAGGAGGAUGCAGAGAGGAAGGAAGCACGAGAGCAAGGCCUGACAGUGACUGAGAGGACUCUGGCACCCGGUCAAGAAGAUGAGAUUCUCAAUAUCUAUGCAGAGGUGUACCGUCGAUACCUUGAGGAUGCCAACAUCUGGAGCAUCGACCUUUGGAAAGCGUGCAACAAUGUGCUCACGAGAAUGUUCACCUUGCAAUUCAGUUGCUAUCAACGGUUCGCCAUCGUACAGCCACUUUUGAGUGCGGCGAUCAAGAACCCGAUUUUCUUGCAGGGAAGGAUCUUGGAGACAUUCAAGCACACAUAUCACGCAGCUGCAAACAUCUUGAGAGAGCUGACGUUUGAAGACUCGGAAGAGGCCGAAGCCAUGUACGAAUACCUCGAAGUGGUGCUGUCGCCUUGGGAGGACGUUAUCCAAGAAUCUGCCUUGCGCAUGACCGACCUUGACAAUCGAAACACUUAUGCAGUCUACCUGCAGCAGACGGGUCGUUUCAGCGAGUCGGAGAAGGUGCUGAGAGGACUGGGCGACUUGAUCAAAAGCAUCCAGGGAGGGCCCACGGAUAAUCCAAUGUAUGAUGUGGUGUAUUAUAACCUGAUGUUGGCAGUGGCUCGGCAGGGUCGAGUGGAUGAAGCUAAGAUGGUGCGUAGCGCGCACCUGGCUGAGGUUCAACGGGCAGAGAGUAUUCACGGGGAGCUGGAGAAGAGACUGGUUUGUGACGCUGAAGAGCGUGCGGUCUACGAUGAGGCACAGCGGCGGCUGGACUCGGGACAAGUCGGCCGAGAGGGUAUGAAGACGGAUGAAUGGUUUGCGACACAUCAAAAGACGCUUAGGAAGACUCAAUUGAAAUAUGGCAAACUACAGACUCCGCAGCUGGAGGUGGCUGAGGAGGUGGCGGCGGCGGCGAUUGAGAUUCCUCCGGUGGUGACUUUGCCGGCCACAGCAGUGCAGAGUGUGGUUGUUGGGACCAGGACGUCUCUCAAGGCUCGGAUAGGAGGGAUAACUCCGUCUGGCGACGCACGGAGCGAGUCCCGAUUUCGGAAGCUCAUCAAAGGUAAAAAGUCACGAGAUGCAACACCUGACAGGGCGGGCUGAUGCACUGAGACUUGUAUCUGGCGAGAGACUUGAUCUAGAGGAAUAGUCGGGCCGUUGGAGGCGAGGAAAAGUGAAGGAUCAAAGUGUCUAUUUGGAGGUCUUCAGUGGAGAUGUGCUGUUAUAUGGCCAGAUGGAAGCCGGUAGGGCGGUGGCGAUCCACUUGGUGAGGGCAGCAUUGACCUCUUGGGCUUUUUCUUGAGCGACCCAGUGGCCUGCUUCGAUGGCGACCUCGGUGAGGUUUCUGCAAUAGCUCCUCAUGGGCUCGGCAAGUCUAGAAUCUUGACAAUCACAGGUAUAAUCCCAGAGGGCCUCGACAAAGAGGGUGGGGACGGAGAUGACACCGUCGUUGACAGACCAGUCAUGGGUGUAGCGAGCAUUUACAUCGUGGUUGAGAUAAUAGGCGCUGAUAUCCCAGAAGCCGGAUUUUUGAUAGGCAUUGGACAUUUGGUCGAAGGUUUCUUGGUCGAGGACGUCGGUAUCCAGAGGGAGGGCUGGCGGUUUGUCCUGGCCACCGAACCAUCCGUUGUUUUUGGUGAUGGAGGCAGUAAAACUCGGUUUGCCCUUGCCUUCGGCACUGCCCUUGCGGUAGAUGAGGCGCAGAAAAUUGGGGAUAUCAGCCUCGUAGUCCUGAAUAGCCUUGGGCCAGGUGUCUGGAUUCUCAUAAAAGGCCUGAUAAUCCCACUGGGCAUAUGGGAAUUCGUCUUCCGGGUAGAUAUCACGGUUUGAAUACUUGACCAAGCCCUCCUCGAUGCCAAACUCGAGGGUCCGGUAUGGAACACACAUGGAGGAGGCACCGAUGCAAUUUUGAGGGUAGUGGGCCACAAAGGACCA
Messenger RNA from Exophiala mesophila, 5356 nucleotides. RefSeq lists its product as hypothetical. Lineage: Eukaryota; Fungi; Ascomycota; Eurotiomycetes; Chaetothyriales; Herpotrichiellaceae. The record is from RefSeq and is a predicted model, not a curated record. The transcript has 2 exons. The coding region runs from base 1907 to 4525 and encodes 872 amino acids. Gene Ontology annotation, biological process: arachidonate metabolic process. Gene Ontology annotation, molecular function: protein binding. Gene Ontology annotation, cellular component: membrane.